Molecule: messenger RNA, 1438 nt
Organism: Benincasa hispida (wax gourd)
Lineage: Eukaryota; Viridiplantae; Streptophyta; Magnoliopsida; Cucurbitales; Cucurbitaceae
Source: RefSeq, a predicted model, not a curated record
AUAUAAUAAUCUGCUGCCGACACUCAUUCUCCUCACCAGUGGUUGUCAUUUGGCUUCGAGAUUUUUGGCCUUGUUAAUGCUCCAAGCUUACCCCAUUUCAUCUCCUUCCUACUUGGCCUUUGAACAGAGAGUUCAAGAAUUGUCCCCUGUUUUCAAUUUCAGGGACGAUUCAAGUUUCUUGCCUUGUUCUUUCUCCAACUUCAUCUGGGUUUCGACUAUUAUGUGGUUUCUGUGCUGAAACUAUCUUCAAUUAUCAUAAUCUGUGUUAGUAUAAUCAUAAAAAAAAAAUGCUUUCGGCAAAAUCUGAGUCUGAUAUUACCAGUUUGGCGCCAUCAUCGCCUUCAAGGUCACCAAAGCGGCCAACAUACUAUGUUCAGAGCCCUUCAAGGUGUUCUAAUGAUGGGGACAAAUCUUCCUCAAUGCACACCACUCCAAUCUAUAACAAUAGCCCAAUUGAGUCACCUUCACACCCGUCGUUUGGCCGCCAUUCAAGAAACUCAUCGGCGAGCCGAUUUUCGGGUAUUUUCCGGUCAUCUUCAGGCAGAAAGGGGAGCAGCAAGAAGCAGAUUAGCAAUGAAAAAGGGUGGCCUGAGUGUAAUGUGAUCAUGGAAGAAGGACCUUAUGAUGACCUUGAGGAUAAGGCUCUCUCAAGACGCUUUCAGGCUAUAAUUGCUUUCUUGAGUUUCAUUGCUUUGUUCACAUUUUUCUGCCUCAUCAUUUGGGGCGCCAGCAGGCCUUUCAAGGCUCAGAUUUCUGUCAAGAGCUUGGCUGUGCAUAAUUUUUAUGUUGGGGAAGGUUCAGAUUCCACUGGGGUUCCUACCAAGUUGCUGACAUUGAAUAGCACAUUGAGGUUAAGUGUAUACAACCCUGCUACAGUAUUUGGCAUUCAUGUUACCUCCACACCAAUUGAUCUCAUUUAUUCAGAGAUUGUUGUGGCCUCUGGUCAGUUGAAGAACUAUUACCAGCCAAGAAACAGUCACCGGACAGUCUCUGUCAACUUGGAAGGAAUAAAAGUUCCUAUGUAUGGAGCUGCAUCAACUUUGACUGUUCCCCCAACAAGUAGUCCGGUUCCAAUGAUAUUGGCGUUCAAAAUUCGAUCACGAGGAUAUGUCGUAGGGCAGCUAGUAAGAACAACACAUAUAAAGCAAAUCUCUUGCCCUGUGGGUAUUGAUUCUACCAGCAACAAAGCCAUCGUGUUCAAGAAGAAUUCGUGCACAUAUGAGUGACUCUGUUCACACUUUGAGUCCUGAACUUCGUAUUGAUUCGAUUUGUCUCUCUCAAUGAAUUUGAUAAGAAAUUUGUCUGAAGAUUACUCUUUUGUUGGUUUGUGCAGAGAUACCUCAGUAUGAAUAAAGAGUGGUUGCCUUUGUAAAUAUCCAUCUUUUUUAUUCUGUUCAAGAAGUGUUACUAAACUGUAAAAGACUCGUUUUCUUUUCAA